Messenger RNA from Seriola dumerili (greater amberjack), 2043 nucleotides. RefSeq names its product Rho guanine nucleotide exchange factor 33 (gene arhgef33). NCBI's taxonomy places the organism in Eukaryota, Metazoa, Chordata, Actinopteri, Carangiformes, Carangidae. Bases 1 to 2043 code for a protein of 680 amino acids. The record is from RefSeq and is a predicted model, not a curated record. Gene Ontology annotation, molecular function: guanyl-nucleotide exchange factor activity. The transcript has 13 exons.
AUGGAGGAGGCUAACCUGGAGAUCGCUCAGCUGCAGGGCCUGGUGGCUGAGCUGCGUGAGGGGCUCCAUGUUGCCUUGACAGAGCUGGGCGAGCUGCGUCACAGGGACCACGGCCUGGAGGAGAAGCUCCAGGCACAUCAGACUGACGUGGAUGAUAAGAUAAUGGGCCUCAAGAAUUCGCUCAACACUUUCAAGGAGGAGCUGAAUGUGGCGUUGUUCCACAUUAAGGACGUGUCCAACAGACAGAGAGAGGUUCAGAAGAGGAUAGAAAUAUUGCAGUCUGAAAACAGCAAGGAUGCCAUCUCUGUUCCGCACAGUUCUGUGCGUGCAGAUAAGAGACAGAGAGCGGCUCUGGAGCUCCUGGAGUCAGAGAGAGUUUACGUCUCCCACUUGUCUCUGUUACUGAAGGCCAACAUCUCCUUCAACGGCUCAGAGGCGCUCACCACCAAAGACAAACGUCCAUUCCCUAGCUCUCUGAGGUUUCUGAUCCAGCAGCAUCUCGAGCUCCUCCACACUCUCCAGGACCGUGUGCUCAAGUGCCAGUGGCAAGGCAUCAUGGGGGAUGUGUUUAUGAGGCUCACCAGCAAAGAGAGUGAUUUCUUGGACUUUUACGUGUCGUACCUGAAGGAGCUCCCAGACUGUUUGUCGGUCGUCACCAUGCUCGCCUCCAGCUCCGUGAAGUCUUCUGCCCUAAUGGAGAGUGACAUAAUGGGUGACGAAUCCAAACCCUCCCUCCACACUCUGCUCCUUCAGCCGGUUCAGAGGAUCCCUGAGUACCUGCUGCUGCUACAGGGGCUGCUGAGGCAAACAGAUGCAGAGCACCCAGACUACUACCUGCUGCUGGUGAGCAUCCAGCAGUUCAGGUCCUUCACAGCUCAGUACCACCACCUCCUCCAGCACAACCAGGAGCUUCUGCUGCACAACCGCAAGGAGGUGAAGAGGUCUACCAUGAAACAGCUGUUAAAGACAGUAGAAAGUGGAAUUCAAGCUAACAACAUUGGCUCACCGUACCCUUGCAGCAGUGCAGCCAUGCUGGAACGUGCAAACCAGGUGAAACGCAACAAACAGCAUCUCCUGGAGCAGAUCCAGUCUCACCGUUUCCAGGAUUGGAAUCGGGACCGGGAUCCCGAAACUCACUGUUAUGACACUGAGUGGCCUUCCCAGCUCCCGUUCUUCAGCCCUGACCUGGACUCACGGAACCACAAGCCAACAGGUCUUGGCAGUAUCCCAGAGAGUGAGGCAUCUGAGAGGUCCCUGUCGUGCCAGCAUCAUCUUCCCUCCAGACCUUCAGACUUCCGUCAGGUUCAACCGGGCUCUGCUCUGGCCGAUGCUCUCGGAGAGUUCCUUCUCCCUCCAGACCCCCCAGGGAUGGAGAGCCUCUAUGAAGAGGAUGGAGGCUCCCUUCAUGAUGUCUUCGACCACUGCUCGUCCGGCUCUUCAGAUUCCUCUAUUGACAUUGCCUUCGUGAAGUGCCCCAAAGGCCCCUCAGCAUCGCAUCACGCAAUGGCAGCGAAUGUGUCGACAACCCGUGAUGUCUUUGGCAACGGUGGAAGCCACGGCAACGGUUAUAGCAAACUGCCCAACCGAGGAUGCGUGUCUCCGGAUGAAGCUGUAAUGAUGCGCCGCAACCUGCAUCGCCCCCUUCAGGCCAGCCAGCGUAAGAGCAAGUCGCUGAACGGCCUGCAGAUGGACAACACAGUGAGUAGUCUGGACGGUGGACAUCUAUCAGACCCCCUCCAAAGAGUGGGACUGGGCAGCCAUGCAAAGCUGGAGCGCCAGGGCAGCAAGGGCAGCAAAGGGUGUCCAACUCCAUCUCGUAUGGUCCACAGCCCCCUGGGAAACAGACUGGAUACAGACAAACAGAGCAACGAUCUUCACGGGCUGCUCUGCAUGCAGGACUCCGGGGUCCAGUCAUGGGGGGACGAAUCAAAGUGGAGGGGUGGGAUAGAGGAGAAUAACCACACGCCCUUCAGUGAGAGGAGUCGGAAGCAGGAUAAAGGAGGCUUCAGGAGCUCAUUCAAGAAACUCUUCAAGAAAAAGUGA